AUGCGCUCAGAUGGCCAACAUUUACUUCGAUCAGACAAGCAUGAAUGUAGUAAUGCUAGUAAAUUAAAUUUCCUUUCAGGUGCAGUUCCAGACUGUUUCCUGAAUGUGGGUUGUCAGAAUCAUAGAUUGACACAAGAGUUGCGCACACUAUGGUCGGAUUUGAUGUUCUCUUAUAAACUAUUGAAACACUCACACAGUUAUGCUUACAGCGUUUCUAUCCAAGGAAUCAUAGAAUCCAAUUCUGAUGCAGAUAUUGGAGAUGUUAAUUAUGUGCUCAGACAUUCCGAAGAUUUUUUCCCGAUGCCGCCAUUAUCUUUGGAUAUUACAUCGUUUGUAUUGCUUACUUGUUCGCAUCUAUUUACCUACUUGCAUUUAAUCCACCAAAAAAGUAAUAAUUAUGAACAAGGAAGCGCCAAUCCCAGAUUUUUACCUGUUUUGGGGCGUGGAGAACCGAAACAGGUGUUACCUCCACUGCGUAUCUUAGAUUCUAAAAACUUACUGAUUAAAUUCUGUGUAUCUUCUGAAGAUUCUGACUGUUGUGAAGUUCAGAAAAAUUGUCUCUACAAUACAUUUUGUGAAUAUCUUACACCUAUACCGAAAUUGGAUGGUGUAUACUUAUUAUCGAAGUCGAGACUAAUGGAUCGCAAUAACCACUCAUUUCGUCGUCGUGUCGGUCGAGAAUCGUACAGCAAAACUACAGGUAUGGUUGAUGCGACGGAAAUUAGGAAUCAUACAGUUACCUCUAAUGGAUGCACUGUUUCUGUACCAUCUAAAUUGUUUUCAGAGGCUAGUGGUGAAAGCGAAGCUGCAUGGGAUUCUCAAACGUUGAAGUCUCAAAAAGUUGCUUCAUUUGAUCGAAAUCAUUCUACCUCACAACCUCCAGAUUUACUGGUACGAAAAUUAGUAGAGUGGUUUUAUUUGGCGUCAAAAAACUCAUCUGACGUAUGCCCUUUAUUCUUACGCAUCCGUGGAAUUUUGAAGUACAAGGAAAUGUCUUCUAUUGUUCCCUUAUCUAAUGGAAUACCAGUGUUUUGCGCUGCACGUUUUCGUGAAAUUCUGUCACAACUUGUUUUAAAAAGUACUUCCCAACAUGAUUUGCCAUCACAAAGCGAAUCGCCUGCCACGAACAAAAAAUCUACUUUAACAAUCGAUCUCGGACAACUAAAUUUCUAUGUCGAGGUUUUACCUAUUGGUAGUCCUUACUGUGGUCUCUCCAUUCCACAGAACAUUCAUGAUACUUAUGUUCACAGGAAACCAUAUAACAAAAGGAACAGAGAGAAUCACACGGAAUCGUUCACGAGUCGCAUACAAAAUCCAGAUGUAGAGUCUAGCGAGGCCUCACCGGGCCCUUCAGUUUUUAUCAAUAUAGCCUAUUCUACUAUGGAGGAAGAAUGCGUUGCUAUCGAUGGUUGGCUAGGUCAACAUAAUAUCUCGAAAAUUCCAUCGUCACAACAAUGUUUUCUUCGCUUAUUCAUUUUCCAGAUGUUAUGGUACUUACACGAUAGGUCGGUAAAUUGUUUACGUUCUCUCGGUCCAGUAACAGAAAAAUCACUUGAAACUAUUCUUCAGCACAUCGAGGAUACUUGCAAAGCAAUGCAAACUCCACUUUUUAACCCAUGUAAUAUUUUAUUGAAUCAUUCAUACAUAUCUUCAAGUGAAGAUGAGCUCUUAAAUCGAAUUCUCAACUCGAAAAGUUAUCAACCAUGUUCGAACAACAAUGCACCAUCGCACCGAAUUUUUGUGACAUCAGAAAACAGGUUCUUAUGCAACGAAUACGUUUGGAUUUUGUUUUGUACGAUACUGAUGUAG
Molecule: messenger RNA, 1809 nt
Organism: Heterobilharzia americana
Lineage: Eukaryota; Metazoa; Platyhelminthes; Trematoda; Strigeidida; Schistosomatidae
Source: the annotation of a GenBank genome assembly